Alosa sapidissima (American shad) is the source of this 5515-nucleotide messenger RNA. Its product is annotated as diacylglycerol kinase delta-like. The coding region runs from base 602 to 3928 and encodes 1108 amino acids. The transcript is spliced from 28 exons. Gene Ontology annotation, biological process: diacylglycerol metabolic process; lipid phosphorylation; intracellular signal transduction. Gene Ontology annotation, molecular function: protein homodimerization activity; ATP-dependent diacylglycerol kinase activity; protein heterodimerization activity. The record is from RefSeq and is a predicted model, not a curated record. NCBI's taxonomy places the organism in Eukaryota, Metazoa, Chordata, Actinopteri, Clupeiformes, Clupeidae.
GAGGGAGAGUGUAAACGAGAGAGAGAGAGAAAGAGAAAGAGAAUGAGAGAGAGAGAAAGAGAGAAUGAGAGAGAGUCAGACUCUGGGAGCCAGUGUUUAUCUCCAGAGAAGUGCUAGCGGUACUUUGCGUCAGUGGAAGCAGAGCUUUCCUGACCGGGGAAAAAGAGCCAGGCGAGAGAUUCCCUGAAUCCCAGCGCCGGCUGGCCUGGAGCUAGAGUCAGCAUUCCCAAGAGUCUUCCCACGGAGCGCCAGCAGGAACUGGCCGUCCGGCUUCCCAACGGAAAACUCCCUGACAGGGAUCACCACCACUGCCAGCCGGCAGGAACGACAGCAGCCGACGCCGGACAACCAGGAAGAGAGGGGCAGCGUGCCCUGUUACUGGAUAACCCCACGCGCUCUCUGCAAACAACGGAAAGACAUACACAUAUAGAGAGACUAGAGAAGAGGACCAGGGAGUGAGAAGACAACAGAGAGAAAGAGAGAGAGAGAGAGACAGAAGACCGCUAUCCGGAGAGCCGGAGUCGGAGUGGUGAAGCAGCAUUCCCUGGAAAUCAUCACUCCCUGUAGGCGUCUGAUCCUCUGUGCUGAGAACAGGAAGGAAAUGGAGGACUGGAUGGCGGCUCUGAAAAGUGUUCAGAACCGGGAGCACUUUGAGUCCACUCAGUACAGCAUGGACCACUUCUCUGGGAUGCACAACUGGUACGCCUGCUCCCACGCCAGGCCCACCUACUGUAAUGUCUGCAAGGAGCCACUGUCCGGAGUGACCUCGCACGGCCUGUCCUGUGAAGUGUGCAAGUUCAAAGCCCACAAGCGAUGUGCCGUCCGCGCCACCAACAACUGCAAGUGGACCACGCUGGCCUCCAUUGGCAAGGACAUCAUCGAGGACGAGGACGGGAUAUCUAUGCCUCACCAGUGGCUGGAGGGGAACCUGCCGGUCAGUGCAAAGUGCACAGUGUGUGAUAAGACCUGUGGCAGCGUGCUCAGACUCCAAGACUGGCGCUGCCUGUGGUGUAAGGCCAUGGUGCACACAACGUGUAAGGAGCAGCUCUCCACUAAGUGUCCCCUUGGUCAGUGUAAAGUGUCGGUCAUCCCCCCUACAGCCCUCAACAGCAUCGACUCAGACGGCUUCUGGAAGGCCACGUGUCCCCCCUCGUGCACAAGUCCGCUGCUGGUGUUCGUCAACUCCAAGAGCGGAGACAACCAGGGCGUUAAGUUCCUGCGCCGCUUCAAGCAGCUGCUCAACCCCGCACAGGUGUUCGACCUCAUGAACGGAGGACCGCACCUCGGGCUGAGACUCUUCCAGAAGUUCGACACCUUCCGGAUAUUGGUGUGUGGCGGUGAUGGUAGUGUGGGCUGGGUGCUGUCAGAAAUUGACACGCUCACCCUCCACAAGCAGUGCCAGCUGGGCGUGCUACCGCUGGGCACGGGGAACGACCUGGCGCGCGUCCUGGGCUGGGGCUCGGCCUGCGACGACGACACGCAGCUGCCACAGAUCCUGGAGAAGCUGGAGCGGGCCAGCACCAAAAUGCUGGACAGGUGGAGCAUCAUGGUGUACGAGACCAAGUUCCCACGGCAACACUCCAGCUCCACGGUGACCGAGGACUGUAGCGAUGACUCAGAGGUACAGGUGCAGCAGAUCCUGACGUAUGAGGAUUCGGUGGCGGCGCACCUGUCGAAGAUACUGAGCUCAGACCAGCACUCGGUGGUCAUUUCCUCCGCCAAGGUUUUGUGUGAGACUGUCAAGGACUUUGUGGCCAGAGUGGGGAAGGCCUAUGAGAAGAACACAGAGAGCUCUGAGGAGUCAGAGGCCAUGGCUAAGAAGUGUGGCGUGCUGAAGGAGAAGCUGGACUCUCUGCUGAAGACGCUCAGCGAGGAGGCCCAGGCGUCCAGCGUCAUGCCCGCCCCUCCGCCCACCAUCGCCGAGGAGCAGGAGGAGGGCGAGGGCGUGCUGGUGCCCCCCCAGCCCCCCUCGGCCCCCACCACCACCACCACCAGCAACAGCAGCAGCAGCAGCAGCAGUAGUGCGUCCGUAGCCCCCUGCUCCGCCCGUAGCACCAGCGCGGCCGCCAUCUUCAAGCCCCGCGAGCAACUCAUGCUCCGGGCCAACAGCCUGAAGAAGGCCAUCAGGCAGAUCAUAGAGCACACAGAGAAAGCCGUGGACGAGCAGAACGCCCAGACCCAGGAGGUCUUCUCUGCUCUGGUGGCGGAUGAGGAGGAAGAGGAGGAAGAAGAUAAGGUCUCCCUGCAGUCCUCGCACAGUGGGGGCAACGGCUGCAACAGCGGCCACCGGAGGCCACCCCGCAGAGUUUCUAAGACGCCAUGUGAGAAACUCAUCAGUAAGGGAAGCUUGUCUCUGGGGAGCUCUGCAUCACUUCCUGCUCAGACAGGAAGUAGGGAGAACAUGCCAAUGCUCAACACAAAGUUCCUCUACCCAAGUCUCAGGGCAGGCAUGACAGGUUCUUUGUCCAGUAGCUCAGUCAUCAGCAGAUUGCUAGUCAACGCUGACCCAUUCAACUAUGACCCUGAGAACCUUCUCUCUCUCAGGGACUGCUACACCGAGAAGUGUGUGAUGAACAACUACUUUGGGAUUGGGCUGGACGCCAAGAUCACCCUGGACUUCAACAACAAGAGGGACGAGCACCCGGAGAAGUGUCGGAGUCGCACUAAGAACAUGAUGUGGUACGGAGUGCUGGGCACCAAGGAGCUGCUGCACCGCACCUACAAGAACCUGGAGCAGAGAGUGCUUCUAGAGUGUGACGGCCGGCCCAUCCCCCUGCCCAGCCUGCAGGGCAUUGCGGUGCUGAACAUCCCCAGCUACGCUGGUGGGACCAACUUCUGGGGUGGAACCAAAGAGGAUGAUACGUUCACGGCCCCGUCUUUCGACGAUAAGAUCCUGGAGGUGGUGGCUGUGUUUGGCAGUAUGCAGAUGGCCGUGUCCCGUGUCAUCAACCUGCAGCACCACCGAAUUGCACAGUGUCGCACAGUGAAGAUCACCAUCCUGGGAGAUGAGGGCGUACCUGUGCAGGUGGACGGAGAGGCCUGGAUCCAACCGCCGGGUUACAUCCGCAUCAUCCACAAGAACCGCACACAGACCCUUACUCGUGAUAGGGCAUUUGAGAAUACACUGAAGUCCUGGGAGGACAAGCAGAAGUGUGAGUUUCCACGGCAACCAGCACAGCAUGCCCUGCAGCCAGAGACAGUGUCCGAGGAAGAGGCUUCCCAGAUCAACCAGUUUGGCCAGGCUGCAGGAGCACUCAUACACAGCAUCCGAGAGAUUGCAAAGUCCCACCCCAGCAUGGAGCAGGAGCUUGCCCACGCAGUCAACGCCAGCUCCAAAUCUAUGGACGUGGUCUACGCCAACUCCAAAAGCACCGGCGGCCUGAACAGUAGCGUCGUGGUUCAGAUGGUCAGUAACGUGAAGGCGCUUCACAGUGAGACUGAGCUGCUUCUGGCUGGGAAGAUGUGUAUGCAGCUGGACCCUCCCCAGAAGGAGCAGCUGUCGGCCACCCUGGGCACCGUGGCCCAGCAGCUCCGCCGUCUGGCCGACCUCCCAUGGCUGUGCCACCUCAUCGAGCCCACCGACGACGAGGGCAACCUGACCGACUUCUCCAAGCGUAGUCGCAGUGCCAAAUUCCGCCUAGUGCCCAAGUUCAAGAAAGACAAGAACAACAAAAACAAAGAGACAUGUGCCACUCUCAGCCUGCCAGUGGACCAGUGGGGCACAGAGGAGGUGGCGGCCUGGCUGGAUCUGAUUUGCCUGACCGAGUACAAGGAGAUCUUUAUCGGGCACGACGUGCGGGGCUCGGAGCUCCUGCACCUGGAGCGGAGGGACCUCAAGGAUCUGGGGGUGACCAAGGUGGGUCACAUGAAGCGAAUCCUACAGGGUAUCAGAGAUUUGAGCCGCAACAGCUCCGCCAGCGAGGCCUAGGAGCCCUGUCUGCCUGCGUCUGCGGCGGACCCAGCCAACUGGACGAGCCCUGACCACCUACACCCGUCAGCCACUCUCCCUACCCCGGCCCCCAAUCUCCCACGCGCCGGGACCAAUGCAGUAUCGCCCAAUCCAAAAGCACCCCAGAACUGAGACCAACCAACCCCAGUGCCUUCAUGUGCCCACCUCCAUGGCAUCAUUACUUUGGGAGACUGGAUUUUUUCAUUGCACAAAGGAGGGAGGCACCAGAAACCCAUCAUCCUCAUCAUCAUUUUAUUAGGGUCAUACUAAUAUCAUCAGAUGGGGAGGGGUGGGUGGGUGGGCUGGAAGAGAAAAGAAUAAAAUAGAUCAUCAUAGUCAUAGACAUACUAUGGCGUAGGAACAAACAUUUCAGGAACAAGCACAGCCAACAAGAAAACUCAACUACCCAGUAUGCCUGAUGAGCAGUUAGCCCUUAUCAGGGCUCAGCUGGCCUUACAGUAGUGAACUCACAAGCUUACAGACCUUAAAGAACCUGUGUGUGGAAGGAAAAUAGAGAUGUAUAUAAGGAUUUUUAAUGUGCCUGUUUCAACUGGCUCGAAAUAGCAAAUUACUAAACGACUGAUGUUUUUUGUAUGAAAAACUAUAUUUAUUUUAUGUAUGUGUUCUAUGUGGAGAUGUUUUUUCCUCACGUUCCGAGCAUCACAGCGUGUUCUGAGCUGACACAGAACAUCAAGGAAACCUGUUCCCUUACCUACCUAGAUGACCGGAACCGUUCUGAUCUCGAAAGGUUCUACCAAGUAAUGGCAGUGACAAUCAAUAUACCAAACCAACCAACCAAGUCAAUCAACUUAUCAACAACUGACCUCCAGAGUAUCCCCAGGAUUAGCCAUAACUGUGUCUCUCUCACUGUGUGUCCCCCCUUUAGAGCUGUUGUCUGUACAGCUGCAGAUUAGAAAUGUUGUGGGGGGGACUUCAUGACCAUGCCUACCUUUAAAAAGAAUGUAGAGGGCUCAACACUGUGUGUGUGUUCCAGAGUGCUAAGGGCUCAACCUCAACCACAGCGCUCCAGUAUGCCUUAAACCUCCCCACCAAAACCCAACAGCCACAUAUCAGUCAGGCCUCUCAGUGGGCGGAGUCCUGGAACACCUCCCACCCCCCCACCCCAAAAAAAAACAACAACAACAUGUGUGUCAGGUACACUCUGCUUGACCAGGGAGAACCACAACACAGACACACACACACACACACAACUUCUGCCUUGUAAUUAAUUAACACGUGUAAAAUCCAGCAGUGCAUAUAUAUCUUGUUGCUUCAUUUUUUGUCGGUUAUGUCUUGUGUGGACAGAUUUAUCAUGAUCAUAUCAAGGGUCAAAAGGACCCGAUAUUAAGGGUGCCCUCUCCUUGCCUAUCUAGAACAGAGCUCCUAAGGGCAUCCCUCCCAUCUGCCUGUCCAGUAUUUAUUGAUAAAUUAUAAAUACAUGUACGUGAAACUGUUGGCUGUACUUUUCUCGUCUAUAUGUAAAUAAACCCCUAUCAGGAGUGUAUAUACGGUCUACUUGUACAGUGAAACUCUGUCAUGCUGUAAUAAAGAUAUUGGUUUGUGUAA